This is a messenger RNA of Arabis nemorensis, 330 nucleotides long. The record is from the annotation of a GenBank genome assembly. NCBI's taxonomy places the organism in Eukaryota, Viridiplantae, Streptophyta, Magnoliopsida, Brassicales, Brassicaceae.
AUGAAGUCGAAGAAGACGAAGACAAGAGAGAGGAGACGGUGGUUAUUCAGAAAGUUGACGAAUCAUGACUCUCCGGUGAAACCCUCCGGCGUCGGAAAAGAUAUAUUUGUACCAAAAUCUACAGAAACGGCGACAAUCAAUACAAAUGCUUCAUCCGGUGUUUCAGAACAGAGACACGUCGCAACCACCACCGUCUCCGCCGUAACAGAAGCUUCUCCGGCGAAAACAGAGCUACCAAAUCUCAGAACUCGGACUUACACGGCAAGAGAAAACUUUGCAGCUAUUGUAAUCCAAACUCGCGUUCUUGCCAAUCUCGUGUUCUUGAUCUAA